GUACGACUCACGGUCUUUAAGCAGUCUCGAAUAGACCGCCGUAGAAAGGGUCAUUUACUUUCUCUUUUCUCAGCAUAGACAACUUCCGGGAGUACUUCAAUGUGCUGCUCGCGUAUGAAUCUGCACCUAUGCCCGCCCUCGAGCCUGGACGAAGGGACGACUCGUCAAAGGACUCGAAUGCCCACCAGAGGGUCCCCCUGCAAACUCCUCAGACCCCUAUAGCGAAAAUCCAACAACCUUCCCUAGAAAAAAAUGGGCUGUCACACUGGAACACCUCCAAGUUAGGCUUGAGAGUGGGUGCGGAUCUCAUAUCUGCAGCAAGUGCAUCAGGCCUGAUAGCACCUGUGAUAUGUGUCAUAGACCGUUCAAUAGUUGAAAAGGCUGCCAAAGGAGAAGCGUUCUCGUCCUGUCUCCUACGUUCCCUCCGUCCGGCCUGUACACAACCACAUAGAUUUCUCCUUUCUAAACCGUUCCUCCUCAUAUUCGGUCUUUACUUCUUGACCUACACCACAGCCAACACAGUCGACACGCUCACCUCGACAGUAUCUUCGAAACCAGCUUCGGCAGUCUCCUCUGGGCCGGCCAAGUUCCUCGCGACUUCGUCCGUGAAUAUGAGUUUGUGCGUGUACAAGGACUCGCAAUUCGUCCGCAUGUUUGGCGCCCCGUCGCUGGCAGCAGCAGCCGCCGUACCUAGGCUCUCAUAUGCCCUAUUCGCUGUACGAGACAGCAUGACCAUAUUCGCCUCGUUCAAUCUUCCUCCCAUCAUUGCCCCACAACUGGCGAAUCUGGCCCCGAGCGUAAGAUCUCGGUUCUCCAAGCUUCUCAGCACGGAGUCAGGGCGAGCGAACACCGCACAAUUUUUGGCUCCUGCGGUGAUUCAGCUCUUUUCCACGCCAAUCCAUCUUCUCGGGCUAGACUUAUACAACAGACAAGGACGGCUGGGACUCGUGGACCGGUACUCUCGAGUUCUCCGGGACUGGGGUGUGAGCACGCUUGCGAGAAUGGGAAGAAUCAUUCCUGCCUUUGGUGUGGGCGGCGUUGUCAAUGCGAACGUGCGUAAAGAUUUAAUGACCAAAAUUGACGCCGCAUGAACCUUGAGACCGGAAGGUACAGGUAUUAGAAGUUGAUUCUCUCAAAAAGCAACUCGGUUUCAGGAUCGGAAGGUUGGUAUCGAAUACGGUUGGCAUUCGUGGUUGCAGGACGAUAUGGGACACUGGUACAUGGGUAUCUUCAAUAAUAUUAGAUAAAAUGAGCGCAGACAUGUCUCAGAAAGCACACUCAAUACGAAAUU
This is a messenger RNA of Exophiala oligosperma, 1291 nucleotides long. RefSeq lists its product as uncharacterized. Lineage: Eukaryota; Fungi; Ascomycota; Eurotiomycetes; Chaetothyriales; Herpotrichiellaceae. Bases 129 to 1091 code for a protein of 320 amino acids. The transcript has 3 exons. The record is from RefSeq and is a predicted model, not a curated record. Gene Ontology annotation, cellular component: mitochondrion.